AUGUUCGGUACCAAUUUAUCGACCCCGGAGGGAAAGGAAAAGCUUGCGGAAUUCCUACCGACUGCGUUAUCAAAUAAGGUGCUAUUGUUAUUAUUAUUAUUACUGUCAUUAUUAUUACUACUACUAUUAUUAUUACUAUUAUUAUUAUUAUUAUUAUUAUUAUUAUUAUUAUUAUUAUUAUUAUUAUUAUUAUUAUUAUUAUUAUUAUUAUUAUUAUUAUUAUUAUUAUUAUUAUUAUUAUUAUUAUUAUUAUUAUUAUUAUUAUUAUUAUUAUUAUUAUUAUUAUUAUUAUUAUUAUUAUUAUUAUUAUUAUUAUUAUUAUUAUUAUUAUUAUUAUUAUUAUUAUUAUUAUUAUUACUUUUGCUAUCAUCACUUUAA
Molecule: messenger RNA, 378 nt
Organism: Necator americanus (New World hookworm)
Lineage: Eukaryota; Metazoa; Nematoda; Chromadorea; Rhabditida; Ancylostomatidae
Exons: 2
Coding region: 1-378 (125 amino acids)
Biological process (GO): transmembrane transport
Cellular component (GO): membrane
Source: RefSeq, a predicted model, not a curated record